AUGGAUUGCUCAAUUUGUAGCUCGAUGCCUUCUAUUCUGAGACCUCCAAGAAAUACAAUAUGUGGAUCAUGCUAUGAGGCAGCCAAAAGUGUUAUCACUUUGAUCAACAAAUUCGAAAACGAUAAAGGAAGUGAAAAGGCCAUUACUUCUGUUGUUUCUUUCCCAAAUUCGUGUAAGCCUCAACCAUUAGCAAAUGUUCCAAAAUGGAUGAACAAUAUGAAGGAAACAGAAGAUGAACUGAAUGAAAAAAUCAAUUUCCUCAGUGGCUUUGUUUCUUUAUUUAAAGAUCAAAUUCUUACCGACAUCCAACUCAAACCUGGCAAUGGCGGUCCUCCCAUUUCUGCACACAGAGCCCUAUUGGCAGCAAGAUCAGAAAUAUUCAAGAACAUGCUAGAUUCAGAUGCAUGCAAAGCCCCAGCAAAUGAGACAAUAACAAUUCCAGAGCUGAAGCAUGAAGAGCUUGAGGCUCUCUUGGAAUUUCUCUAUAGAGGAAGCUUGGAUGCAGAGAAGAUAGAGAAGCAUAUCUACUCAUUAACCUUAGCAGCAGAUAAAUAUGAGAUCCCAUUUUUGCUGAAAUUCUGUGAGAGAUACAUGCUCAAAACCCUAGUCUCUUCUAAUGCUCUUGAUGUGUUAGAGAUCUCAGAUGUUUGCUCCAACAAAAUAUUGAAGGAGACUGCCUUGAAUUUUAUUGUUAAGAACUUGGAGGAUUUAGUUUUUUCUUCUAAGUAUGAGACUUUUGUAUCCAAAAAUCCUCAUCUUUCUGUCCAAAUUACAAGGGCUUUUUUGAUGGAUGCCAAAAGCAGAAGGAGAAAUGAGGCCAAUGUUGCUUCUUGACACAAAAUUAUCAUGUGUGGAAUUAAUCCAUUUUAAUUGUAAAGUAUAUGUUCAUCAAUAAAGUAAACUUGUCAUAUUAAA
This is a messenger RNA of Manihot esculenta (cassava), 915 nucleotides long. Its product is annotated as BTB/POZ domain-containing protein At3g56230. Gene Ontology annotation, molecular function: protein binding. Bases 1 to 834 code for a protein of 277 amino acids. The transcript has 3 exons. NCBI's taxonomy places the organism in Eukaryota, Viridiplantae, Streptophyta, Magnoliopsida, Malpighiales, Euphorbiaceae. The record is from RefSeq and is a predicted model, not a curated record.